This is a messenger RNA of Camelina sativa (false flax), 1358 nucleotides long. Its product is annotated as KRR1 small subunit processome component. NCBI's taxonomy places the organism in Eukaryota, Viridiplantae, Streptophyta, Magnoliopsida, Brassicales, Brassicaceae. Gene Ontology annotation, molecular function: RNA binding. Gene Ontology annotation, cellular component: nucleolus; small-subunit processome. The record is from RefSeq and is a predicted model, not a curated record.
UUUCCUCGAAGGACUUUGGAGAACAUAAACCCUAAUCAUAUAAUAUAAAGCUUCGCCGCCGUCAAAAGAGGAGGAGGAAGUAACUGAUUGUUUUACAAUGGCGAAGGUGGAAGAGAUUGAGCACGAGGAGGAGCAGAAUAUCGAGAAAAGGGUGAGGAAGAAAGGUAAACACGACAAGCCGAAGCCAUGGGACGAUGACCCAAACAUUGACCGUUGGACUGUGGAGAAGUUCGACCCGGCAUGGAAUCCCACCGGCUUGCUCGCUACUAGCGAAUUCUCCACACUCUUUCCUCAAUACAGAGAGAAGUAUCUUCAGGAUUGCUGGCCUACAAUCGAAUCCGCUCUCAAGGAAUAUGGUAUCGCCUGCAAGCUUAACCUGGUAAAAGGUUCUAUGACUGUUAAAACGACGAUGAAGACAAGAGAUCCGUUCAUCGUUAUCAAAGCUAGGGAUUUGAUUAAGCUUCUUUCCAGAAGUGUCCCUGCUCCUCAGGCCAUUAAGAUUCUAGACGAUGAGAUGCAAUGUGAUAUCAUCAAGAUUGGUAACUUGGUUCGGAAUAAGGAAAGAUUUGUUAAAAGAAGGCAGCGACUUGUGGGUCCUAAUUCCUCUACCUUGAAGGCGCUGGAAAUACUAACCAGCUGUUACAUUCUAGUUCAGGGAAGUACUGUAGCCGCAAUGGGUUCAUGGAAAGGUCUCAAACAAAUCAGAAAGAUUGUGGAAGACUGCGUACAGAAUAAAUUGCAUCCUGUAUACCAUAUAAAGGCACUCAUGAUCAAAAAGGAACUGAUGAAGGAUCCAGCUCUUGCAACUGAAAGCUGGGAUAGAUUUCUUCCCACAUUCAAGAAGAAAAAUGUUCAGCAAAAGAAGCCCAAAAGCAAGGAGAAGAAGCCAUACACACCUUUCCCUCCUCCACAACCGCCUAGCAAGAUUGAUUUACAAUUGGAGUCUGGAGAAUACUUCAUGAGUGACAAAAAGAAGUCAGAGAAGAAAUGGCAGGAGAAGCAAGAGAAACAGACAGAGAAGAGUACAGAAAACAAAAGAAAGAGAGAUGCCUCAUUCCUCCCACCUGAGGAACCUGUGAACAACAACAAGUCAACCAAUUCAGAGGAUGGAAAGAGCGAUAUAAACGAGUUAACAAACUCUUUAAAGAGCAAGACAAAGGAGUUGAAAAAACAAAAGAAGACACACGAGAGAGUGAAUGCAGAGGAUUAUAUUGAUGCUCCAUCUGCUGAACCUUCCAAGAAGAAAUCCAAAAAGAAUAGAGAUUAAAUUCUAAAACUUGUUUUUAUCUUUAAAAAAGUACUGUAACACAUAUAUGUGUUCAAAGCUAUAAAACAAGUUGAAAAAACUUUUGUUUUUA